This is a messenger RNA of Scutellospora calospora, 387 nucleotides long. Lineage: Eukaryota; Fungi; Glomeromycota; Glomeromycetes; Diversisporales; Gigasporaceae. The record is from the annotation of a GenBank genome assembly.
AUGUCAAAUUGGUCAGAUAAUUUCUGUUCUUGUGGACGUAAAAAAAGUUCUGUAUUUACGAUUUGUAAAUUCUGUAUAAAACAUGAUAUCAUGAAAUAUGAUAUUUGUUUUUGUGGAGGUCAAAAAUUGAAAUGGUAUUCUACUUGUAAAAAAUGUCAUGAGGGAGAAAAAAAGUUGUUAGAACAUAUAUGUAAAAAGCAAAUGAUUUGGCCAGAUAAUACUAAACCAAAUAUGCAAGAAGAUAAUUUUUAUGAAAACACAAUUCCAAAAUGUUUUUCAUGUUCUUCUUAUGGAAGAUCCAUUAAGCAUUUUGCUAAAGAUUGUCCGAAACAACAGAAAUACAAAAAUUUUUCAUAUGAACUUAAUCAUUAUGGUGGUAGUUAUUAA